AUUUUAACUUUUAAGACGCUUUGUGUUGUUUGUUUGCAAACGAGAGACACGCUUUGUUGUUUCUAUGGUGGGACACUGCACUGCAUACCGGAGAUAUUUGUAUAGUUUUUCGCCGAAUUUAUGGAGUUUAUUAGUAUAAAAAUGAUUUAAUGAAAAAGAUAAAAAUAUUAUCGAUCACAAGUAGAUUUUGUAUAGAAAAUCCGAAAAAUCAAAAAAGCAUAUGCCGUAUCAAAAGAUUUGUAUUCCGUUUUUACUUAAACCGACUCUACGCAAAAAAAAAAACCUAUUCAACAUUAAAAGAUGGAUAAAAAAAAAAAAACAAAAGCUUAGCACACCAUCAGAGGUGAAUCCAGAACAGAAGAAAAAGCAAAAACUUAGCAAAUCACAAGUAAUGGCAAGUCCCUCCUCUCUCUCAGAGAAGGAUAUGCAAGAAGCGAUGAAGAAGCAAAACGAGGCUGCUAUGUUCCUUGCGGGGAAAGUAAUCUCUGCCCUAGAUAGAAACUCUAACUUCGUCUUCUCUCCCGCAUCAAUCAACACCGUGGUCACCAUGAUGACUCCUGGUUCUGACGAGCAUAACGCUGUCUUCAGCGAGAUUGCUACCCUCGUCUUCGCUGACGGUAGCACGAAGGGCGGCCCCAAAAUCUCAGUGAUAAACAGAAUUUGGGUCGAGCAAUCACUUCCCUUUGAUUCCUCUUUGAAGGAUCUCUUGGAGAAAUUUUUCAAGGCUACUUUUGCUCAAGUUGAUUUCCGAUUCAAGGCUGGACAAGUGCGUCGUGAGCUGAAUAAAUGGGCUUCAGAUCACAGCAAUGGUCUCAUCAGAGACCUUCUUCCUCCUGGAUCCGUUAAAAGCGAAACCGUUCAGGUUUAUGGAAACGCAUUGUACUUCAAAGGAGCAUGGGAAAACAAAUUUGACAAGUCUUUAACCAAAGGCAACAAGUUUCACCUACUCGAUGGCAAACAAGUACGUGUGCCUUUCAUGAGAAGCUAUAAAAGUCAAUACAUCAAGGCUUACGAUGGUUUCAAGGUCCUUGGACUACCAUACCAACAAGGCCAUGAUGAUACCAAACGAAAAUUCUCAAUGUAUUUCUAUCUUCCCGACAAGAAUGAUGGAUUGGAUAGUCUUUUGAAGGAAAUGGUAUCUACUCCUGGAUUUGUAGAUAGUCACAUUCCGAGAUACAAAGUUGAAGUGGCUGAUUUCAGAAUUCCAAAGUUUAACAUCUCUUUCAUGUUUUUCACUUUGGAUUUUCCUGAACUUGAUUCAUUGUCGUUGUACCAUAAAGCUUGUGUCGAGAUCGAUGAAGACGGCGCUAAAGCUGCGGCUGUUACUUUUGGAAUGAAGGAAACAGGCACUGGUUUUCAUAUGGAGAAGAUGAUAGAUUUUGUGGCAGAUCAUCCAUUUCUUUUCUUGAUUAGAGAAGACAAAACCGGAACCAUUUUGUUCCAUGGUCAAAUCUUCGAUCCUUCGAGAAAGUCGAAUUAGGUUAGGUCCUCUGGUAGUUUUGUGAGUUGAAACGAGAUUGGCUCUGGUUAGUUCUGUUAAGAAGGUUUGGUUCGAUCAUUUUUGAUUCUUCGGUUGGCUUUGAUCGUUUCUGUUAUGAAUUUUUGAUCAAUAAAAACGUGAUAUUGAUAUUUCUAGUGG
Molecule: messenger RNA, 1639 nt
Organism: Arabidopsis lyrata subsp. lyrata
Lineage: Eukaryota; Viridiplantae; Streptophyta; Magnoliopsida; Brassicales; Brassicaceae
Product: serpin-Z2-like
Exons: 2
Coding region: 221-1480 (419 amino acids)
Molecular function (GO): serine-type endopeptidase inhibitor activity
Source: RefSeq, a predicted model, not a curated record